Messenger RNA from Passer domesticus (house sparrow), 1233 nucleotides. Its product is annotated as interleukin-8-like. Gene Ontology annotation, molecular function: chemokine activity. The transcript is spliced from 4 exons. The record is from RefSeq and is a predicted model, not a curated record. NCBI's taxonomy places the organism in Eukaryota, Metazoa, Chordata, Aves, Passeriformes, Passeridae. Gene Ontology annotation, cellular component: extracellular region. Bases 151 to 462 code for a protein of 103 amino acids. Gene Ontology annotation, biological process: chemotaxis; immune response; defense response.
CUCCAUGCCAGCAGAGAACAGAGGCUGGGCAAAAAACCGUAUAUAAGCAGGAAUCAACAGUCCUCACACACAGCGGGAAUCAACAAUCCUUUGGAACUCCAGCUCACAGAACUAGACCUGAACAGGCCAGCAAAAAACUCCUGUCCAACCAUGAACAGCAAACUCGUAGCUGUCCUGGCUCUUUUCCUGAUCUCAGCAGCUGUGUCUCAAGGCAGGACUCUGGCAAGGAUGGGAACCGAGCUGCGGUGCCAGUGCAUAGCCACUCAUUCCAGGUUCAUUCCCCCGAAAUCCAUUCAAGACGUGAAGCUGACACAGAGCGGCCCCCACUGCAAGAACGUUGAAGUCAUAGCUACUCUGAAGGAUGGCAGAGAGGUGUGCUUGGAGCCCACUGCUCCUUGGGUACAGCUGAUUGUAAAGGCAAUUUUGGCCAGGGCUCAACAAAAUUCUGACUCUCCUCUCUAAGAAGCACCAGGACAGAAAAAAUCUGGGAACUGCUUCAGCUCCUCUGCCAAGAGAAAUGUUUGGGGAAAGCAUCAUUCAAGAAAUGCACCAUCUUCCACAUCCCGCAUUAGUAUUAUGAUGUUAAUUAUUGAUGGGUUUUUUUAUUUAUUUAUCUAUUUAUUUAACUGUGUGUAUUUAAGGAAGUCUUUUGCUAUGGUCAGUGUUGUCCGUGGGACAUGCUGCCCACUGUGUGACACUGAAGGAAAAGUGGUUUGCUGAAGGAGAUGGAGAACCCUUGGCAGCCACUUUAGCCAAAUAUAUGCAGUGAGGUGCAAUGCACCUGCAGCACAGCUUAUUCACACUAAGCCUGAUAAUUUUGCUAUUUCACCAGCAAACCGAUGAAUCCUCCUGCUCCCCUGGAGCGCGCCAGUAUGUUGUGUCAACAACAGCUUCCUGCACCACAGUCAGCCUGUGGCCAGACUGUGGACUGUGAACUGUGAUGUCUCACUUGAAAAACCUAACCCACAGAAUGUGUAACACUCUAUUUAGUAUUUAUGUAUUGUGAUUUCCAUAGUAUUUAUAAAUGUAUUUAUUGAGCAGUUGCUAUGUAAGAAAGCAAAGAGUUAUAACUUAUUUAAUUUCUACCGGAUUUUUUGUUCCUGCUAUCCGUUUCUGGAGAAAUAUUCACAAUCUCAUUACUCUGUACUUGAUUGUAUGUCUACUUAACAACUCCAUCAGCUAAUGGAAAAAACAGCAUUUUACAUACCUAGAGUUUGAUUAUGAGAGUGUAAU